CGGGAACCAUGCAGUCUACUGUUUGACUCCCCUGACGCUACAACUCACAAGACGUGAACACUGGUCCGUGACAUACAAUCUAAGUGUUUGCAGAGAGACCUCGGUAAGAUAUAUACGUACAUAGUAUCAAUGAAAGAUAGUCUGUACUUAGUGACGAGGUUGGGCCCGGAAGACAUUGACUUUCAAACAACCGUACAACAAAAUGGCCGCCUGUGAGAGAAAGGUAGUGAUCGGAGUAGACGUAGGAGGCACAAACACUGACGCAGUACUUGUCCAAGUCAACACUGGCCUACCGAAAGUUGUGUCGUCUGCUAAAAGCUCGACAACCAGUGACGUUACCACGGGUAUAAAACGCGCCGUAGCAAGAUCUAUUCUGGAUGCUCUACCGUCCGAUAACAACCCUCUCAAUAUUACUCAACUGAACAUAGGAACUACUCAUUUUGUUAACGCUCUAGUACAAAGGAAAAAUCUCGCGAGAGUUGCAGUCAUCCGUCUUUGCGGCGCAGCGUCACGAUCCGUUCCUCCUUUCAGUGAUUUUGACGACGAGCUGAGGGGUUGUAUUGAUGGCGGUGUGUUCAUGGUGAAUGGUGGAUACGAGUUUGACGGGAAAGUGAUAUCCGAAGUGUCAAAGUCAGAGAUUGGAGAGUGUGUUGAAGUAUGUGUGAGAAACCGAAUUAACAAUAUCGUCGUUUGCGGAGUGUUUUCGCCAGUAAGAAGUAAACAAGAGGAGAUCGUGAAACAAAUGAUACAGGAUGUCCACCCUACCAUAAGCGUUACGCUGUCAAGUGAAAUCGGGCAAAUCGGCUUGUUGGAAAGAGAAAAUGCAUCCAUCCUAAACGAAUGUCUUAAACCUUUAAGUGAGGAGACUAUAGAAGGUUUAAAAGCAGCCAUAAGUGACCUUGGAUUGAACUGUCCGUUUUAUCUCACACAAAAUGACGGUACAAUCGUUACCGAGAAAAUCGCUCGAAGCCAGCCCGUCCGAACCUUUGCGUCCGGGCCUACAAAUAGCAUGAGAGGAGCAGCAUUCUUGUCUGGUGUGAAAAACGGCAUCGUUAUUGAUAUCGGUGGUACUACCACGGAUGUUGGUAUAUUACAGAAUGGAUUUCCGCGAGAAGCAUCUUCAGAAACAACGGUCGGCGGGAUCCGGACUAACUUCCGGAUGCCAGACAUUAGGAGUAUUGGUCUAGGAGGUGGUUCGUACGUGUCCGUUGAUCCGAUAAGUGUCGGUCCGAGGAGUGCAGGAUAUAAUUUGAACAAUGAGGCUUUAGCUUUCGGGACGGAGGUCGAUAUGGCGGGCAGAAGAUUGACAGCAACAGACGUGGCAGUGGCAGCCAAACACUGUCAUAUCGGAUCGCCAGAAAACGUUUCUCACAUUGAACCAGCUCCGAUAAUUGAUAAAAUUCGUGAAAUGGUUGAGGAAGCAGUAGACCAGAUGAAAAUAUCUGCUGCCGACUUGCCUGUGAUUUUGGUCGGAGGGGGAACAAUACUGCUUGACAACAGCCACUGUCUGAAAGGUGCUAACGAGGUCAUAAAACCAGGUCAUUCUGAUGUAGCAAAUGCUGUCGGUGCCGCUCUGAGUCAAGUGUCUGGGUCUGUCGAUAGAGUAUACAACCUGUCGGACUUCAGUGAUCAACAAGAGCUAUCUAAUGCCAUAGAAAUACAAAGAAGUGAACUAAACGCUACUGCUUCAAAGGAACAAAUCGAGGAAGCUGAACAAGAAAUUAGGAAGUCAUUCCACGUGAUAGCACGAGAAAAGGCAUUAGCAGAAGCCAGAUCUAUCGCGGUUGAGUUUGCUGUAGAUGCGGGUGCAAAUCGUGAAAGUAUCGAGCUCGUAGGGAAAAGUGAGAUCCCAUUAUCUUAUCUUCCCGGAAACGCUACACGAAUGCAGAUAAAAGUUGUCGGUGAAUUGAACACGGAACGCUCGGCCGAUAACAUCAUCUACACAUUUUCGAUGCCAACAUCAAUCGUCACUGACAAAGAACCACUGCAAAAUAAACAGACUUCAACUACAACUGGAGAAAUGAUCGGUACUGAAAACACUAGCGAGAUAGUUUCUGAUCCAGAAAUCGACCCAGCAACCGGUGAAUGGAUUUUAUCUUUAUGGGAUGUGGAAUGUAUCGGACUUGGUGCGGGAAUUCUGGGGUGUGGUGGCGGCGGGAGUCCCUACCUGGGGAGACUUACGGCUAAGAUGGCAAUAAAAGAAGGAAAGGUCAUUCGUGUCAUUACUAAAGAAAAAUUGCUGUCAAAAUAUCGAUCAAAACAGAAGUCAGCAAACAGCAUUGUUGUCCCUGUUGCUUUUAUGGGAGCCCCAUUGAUAGCCUCGGAGAAACUGUUAAGUGGAGAACCAGCCAAAUCACUCUCGUGUCUUCAACAACUGUACAAAGAUGGUUAUCGCGACGGAGAAUUACCUUCCGAACACAAUCAUACAGUUGAGUCCGACGAUGGUAUAACAUACAUACGGAACUAUCAACCAUCCGAACCUUCGACGUCCUCCAGCACGACUCUCGGUGACAAGGAGAUAGUUGCCUUGGUAUCAGCUGAAAUCGGGGGACUAAACUGUAUAGAACCUUUACUGGUAUCUGCAGAGCUAGGAAUUCCAGUCUUGGAUGCUGACGGUAUGGGACGAGCGUUCCCGGAGUUGCAAAUGUAUUGUCCUGUUAUAUAUGGCAAGAGACCAUUUCCAUCAACGCUUGCCGACUGCAAAGGACGCACGGAUGUGGUUCUAAAAGUCGAUACAGCUAAAAUACUUGAAAACCACUUUCGUAAGACCGUGGUGGACAUGGGCUGUAGCGCUGGGGUGACGAUCUGCAGUAUUCAAGUGGCGGAUGAUUUUGAUAAACUGAUCCACUACUCUAUCAGUCACGCCUGGAGAUUAGGCAGGGCCGUCCUAUUGAGUCGCCGCGAAAACACUUCCCCGACAGAUGCAAUACGAAUGGAAACCAAUGGGUUUUUGAACAUCAUCGGUAAGAUCAUUGAUGUCUGCAGGGACACCGCUGGGGGUUUCAAUAAAGGAUUUAUCAGGAUAGACGGAAUAGACAACUUCUCCGACAAAGAGGGCCUGAUUGAGUUUCAGAAUGAAAAUCUGAUCGUGCGAAUUGGCGCUCGAUCGAGUCAGAAAGAUGAUAUGGCGAUAGUAACAUGUGUCCCGGACCUCAUUACUGUUGUGGACACUGACACGGGGGAACCUAUUCCCACAGAGAAUGUCCAAUACGGCCAGAGAGUUAGCGUACUUACACUUCCAUCUCAUCCCAUGCUCAGGACGCCUCGCGCUUUGGAAUUCGUGGGACCUUGCGCAUUUGGCUACAACGACAUCGAGUUCUGUCCAUGUGGUCCUUUCCCGGAAAUGGUACCUGUGGGACCGAGAUAAUUACAUGGAUAUCGUAGUAAGCUACGGUUUUUUAUGACUCUACAAAGAUGUUCUACACAAAAUCAGAUGUUAUAUAUGUGCGUUGCUUUCUAUAUAUGCUAACGUUAUUGGAUAAAAGGAACCCUGUUUGGGCGGAGCAAUGUGACUGUUUAAAGAAUAUAUCAAACUUUUUUUUUUUAAAUUUUAAACUCUUCAAAUGUUCCGUUUAAGCUUGUUACAAAGUGUUGUUAUUACUUUUGGCGUGUUCUGAAAAUUGAAGAUAGCCACCAUGACAUCUGAUUGGCCGAAACAUUUUCGUUUUUUCUCAAUAACGUCUGCAGCGAUACACUCGUAUUCGGUACAGAUGUUGUUACUUUUAAAGCCGAACGGAAAAUCCAAGAUGGCCGCCUUAGCCUCUUAUUGGUUCAGACAUUUUCUACUACUGCAAUGAUUAGUACCAACCUUAAAACAAAACUACCUAAUGAUGUCCUGACCAAGUGAUGUUACUUUCAGUUCCAUCUUGAAUUCAUAGAUGGCUACCCUUGCCUUUGAUAACUAAAAGACGUGUUGAAUUUCAUCUCAAGAACGGCUGAAGCGAUUGACUCCAAACUUAAAACAAAUGUUCUGUAUAUGGAAUAGGCGAAUUGGUGUUUUUGUUUUUGUUUUAUUUGAAGUUGAAACUUCACGGAUUCUAUUUGUGGCGGUGAAGAUGAUAUUCACGUUACUGUAUUGAACUUAGUUUCAACAAUGUUUACAUUUUCACAUAUCAGCAGAUACUGUUUAGAUAUGGCCCUUCGAAUAUGACAAUUGAACCAAAUUCCAGACGGCUGUUCAUAUUUUAGACUUCUACUUUAUGUGGUGUAGAUUGUAGGUGGUUGUUUGUAGAUUGUGGAUAUUUUCAUUUUAAUGUAUAUUUGAGAGCAUCACAUGUUUCAUUAUUAGUAUUCAAUCUUGGUUUGAAAACAAAGUCAACAAAAACAAUGAUUUGGAACAUCAAUGUAUAUUUUUAUUCCAU
Messenger RNA from Mizuhopecten yessoensis (Yesso scallop), 4361 nucleotides. RefSeq lists its product as uncharacterized. The record is from RefSeq and is a predicted model, not a curated record. Bases 203 to 3367 code for a protein of 1054 amino acids. Gene Ontology annotation, biological process: glutathione metabolic process. The transcript has a single exon. Gene Ontology annotation, molecular function: 5-oxoprolinase (ATP-hydrolyzing) activity. Gene Ontology annotation, cellular component: cytosol. NCBI's taxonomy places the organism in Eukaryota, Metazoa, Mollusca, Bivalvia, Pectinida, Pectinidae.